AUGGUGUUAGCAGAUUUGGGUAAACGUAUUAAUAAUGCGGUUACCAAUGCCAUUUCAGGCGAACAAACAGAUUACGAGGUGACUGUGCAAUCGAUGUUGAAAGAGAUUGUGACCGCAUUAUUGGAGAACGAUGUGAAUAUUAAGUUAGUUUCGAAGCUUCGUGACAACAUUAAUAACACUUUGCUUUCAAGCAACAAUGUUAAUGCUAAACUAACCAAUGCUCAAACGAAGAGUUUGAUCCAGAAAACAGUUUUUGAUGAACUUUGCAAACUAGUUGACUGCGAAGCGGUGUCACCGUUCCAACCCAAGAAAAGACAGAGUAACGUUAUUAUGUUUGUUGGUUUGCAAGGUUCCGGUAAGACUACUUCGUGUACAAAGCUUGCUGUUUACUAUUCUAAGCGUGGAUUCAAGGUUGGUUUAGUAUGUGCCGAUACUUUCCGUGCUGGUGCGUUCGACCAGUUGAAACAGAACGCCAUCAAGGCAAAGAUUCCAUUCUAUGGUUCAUACACGGAGCCAAAUCCCGUUAAAGUUGCCAAAGAAGGUGUGGAGAAGUUCAAAAAGGAAAAAUUCGAAAUUAUUAUUGUCGAUACCUCUGGUAGACAUCAACAAGAAGAUUCUUUGUUCCAAGAAAUGGUUGAAAUCUCCCAAGCUGUAAAGCCAAAGCAAACGAUCAUGGUUCUUGAUGCAUCUAUUGGUCAAGCAGCCGUACACCAAUCGAAAGCUUUCAAAGAGAGUGCAGAUUUCGGUUCUAUCAUCCUAACCAAGAUGGACGGACAUGCCAGAGGUGGUGGUGCUAUUUCGGCGGUAGCGUCUACAAAAACCCCAAUUAUAUUCAUAGGUACAGGUGAACAUAUUCAUGACUUUGAAAAGUUCUCUCCUAAGUCCUUUGUUUCAAAAUUAUUAGGAAUCGGAGACAUAGAGUCGUUAAUGGAACGUUUUAAGACUGUGUCAGACCAAGAUGACGCCAAGAACACGUUGGAAAACAUCCAACAAGGUAAGUUCACACUCUUAGAUUUCAAGAAUCAAAUGCAAACCAUAAUGAAAAUGGGUCCCCUAUCAAAUAUUGCCAACAUGAUCCCUGGUAUGGGAAAUAUGAUGAACCAAUUCUCCGAAGAAGAAACUUCCAAAAAGAUGAAGACUAUGGUGUACAUAUUUGAUUCCAUGACAAAGAAGGAGCUAGAGUCCGAUGGUAGGAUAUUCAUUGAGGAACCAACAAGAAUGAUUAGAGUUGCCAAGGGUUCAGGAACUACGGUGUUCGAUAUCGAAAUGCUGCUAAUGCAACAACAAAUGAUGGCCAGAAUGGCUCAAACCACAAAACAAAUGGGUGGGCUACCAGGUAAAGGUGGUAUGCCCGGAAGAGGAGGCAUGCCAGCUGGAAUGCCAUCAAUCCCAGGUAUGGGUGGAAUGGGUAUGCCAAAUAUGUCUCCUCAAAUGAUGCAACAAGCUCAGCAGAAGCUAAGACAGAACCCAAGCAUGAUGAACAAAAUGAUGAACAUGAUGAAGGGCUCUGGCGGUGGCAUGCCAAGUAUGCAAGACAUAAUGAGUAUGAUGCAAGAUCCACAAAUGCAGGAGAUGGCGCAGCAGUUUUCCCAAGGUAUGUAA
This is a messenger RNA of Kluyveromyces marxianus DMKU3-1042, 1602 nucleotides long. It is a transcript of the gene SRP54, whose product is annotated as RNA-binding signal recognition particle subunit SRP54. Gene Ontology annotation, biological process: SRP-dependent cotranslational protein targeting to membrane, translocation; SRP-dependent cotranslational protein targeting to membrane. The coding region runs from base 1 to 1602 and encodes 533 amino acids. Lineage: Eukaryota; Fungi; Ascomycota; Saccharomycetes; Saccharomycetales; Saccharomycetaceae. The transcript has a single exon. The record is from RefSeq and is a predicted model, not a curated record. Gene Ontology annotation, molecular function: GTPase activity; 7S RNA binding; endoplasmic reticulum signal sequence receptor activity. Gene Ontology annotation, cellular component: cytosol; signal recognition particle, endoplasmic reticulum targeting.